Eimeria tenella is the source of this 1941-nucleotide messenger RNA. RefSeq lists its product as uncharacterized. The record is from RefSeq and is a predicted model, not a curated record. Lineage: Eukaryota; Apicomplexa; Conoidasida; Eucoccidiorida; Eimeriidae. Bases 1 to 1941 code for a protein of 646 amino acids. The transcript has 14 exons.
AUGCCCACCCUCUCUGUUGGGUUUUGGGACGCCUUCGCGAGUGGCUCUAUGUGGCCAGGGCCUGUCCUAGCAGUGGUUUCCUUCUCUGCUGUUGGUAAAGACCACAUACUAGUCCUCGCUGCUGACGGAAGUGUCGCUGCUAGUGAUGCUGAAGAAGAUGCUGGGAGACGGGCGAAUGGCGUUGCAGGCGUAACAACCGGGAAGACAUACGCGCAGCCAACAUUAACCGCGGGAAAAGAGCAGCCUGUAGGCUUGCAGUAUCAAUACGGCCGCUUGCUGAUGAGAGAAGACGCAGUCCCGUGCAGGCCUGAGCUGCUGGUGAACAGAUUUAUCGCAUUAACAGUUUAUUCGAAGUGCCGCGUCAAGGGUCGGCUCACGCCUGUGGUGGCGGAUGUGGAAUUACUGCCCGGUCGAUGGAACAGACAGGGUGGUUUGCUUGUCGUGCAUUCACUCUACACCGCCGAAGCAGACGGCAAGGAAACUCUGAAUGCAAAACGCACGAUAACUUCUACAAAUGACCCAACAGAUACAGAACUGCGAGCAGCAUCAGGGAGUAAACGCGUGAAAUUGAGGGGCGAGAGUGGAGAACAACAGAAGGAACCAAAUUCUUCAACUGUCUAUGCCCGUAGUCGCAAUGGCCCCGUGGCAAAGGUGCAACGAGGCGUACGUACAACAAUCCGUGACCUGCACCUAUACUCUCAUCACUGGGAGCUGCUAGCCCGUAUAUCUUACAAGAGUGAGGUUAAGGGUUUCGCAAAUGCCAAGGGGGAAAGCAGUCUCUUCACAGUGCACCUCAUAGACGCACAGGCCACGGAAAUCCGAGCGACGUUUUUUGGCCGUGCUGCGGUGACGUGGUACCCACGACUGCACACGGGCCGCGUCUACACCUUUAGCAGAGGAUCUCUGCAGCGGGCCAGCAGAUCGCAUACUUCUCUAACCCAUGAAGUACAAAUCAAAUUUGAUUCCUCUGCGGCGAUAGAAGAAGCAGAUGACGAUCUUUCUAUUCCAUUUCAAAAAUUUGACCGAGUUCUACUCGCAGACCUGUCGAAUCAACCUGCAGGAACCGUCGUCGACGUACUUGUCUUUGUUGUAGAGGCAAAGGAGCCCCAAACUAUCCUUUCGAGGGUAAAGAACCAAGAACUCGUCAGACGGGACUUGACCCUAGUGGACUCAUCUGGAGUUUUCGUAUCCCUUUCGCUUUUCGGUCCGCAAGCCUUGCAGCUCUCACAGGUCGCCCUGACCAACACACCGCUAGCAGCAAUCAAGGGAGCGAAGGUGAGCGAAUAUGCGGGGCAGUGUUGCCUGGCGUCGUCUUCACAGAUGAAUAUGACUUGGUUUCCCACGCAGCCGGCUGAAGUGGGCGAAGAGUUUGCAGACGGAGAGCUCGCAGCUGCCUCGGGGGUCCAAAGAGAGGCACUGAAAGGAGAACGGCAGUGGUGGCGCACAAGUGGGAAGAUUGCUGCUUUGCACCACCUUAGUAAAUGCAGUAAAGCCCUUGGCCCGCAGCCACCUGGCUCUGGACAGACUCUUCUGGAAAUUGAAAAUGCUGCAAAAGAGUUAGAAACGGAAGAUUUGGGGACCUCAAAAACGUUCACCACUGCUUGCCCUGAGUGCAAACGAAAGGUUCAAAAGGAGCUACCUACCGCUACCGUCGCAGCGGCCUACAAGUGCACCAACUGUCGCAAGGCAGUCAUACCCCAGCCUCGGUGGAUGCUAAGUCUGAAAUUGAUUGAUGCCUUUGGUACUCUCAACUGCGUAGCUCUGGGAGACCAAGGACAGGAUAUCAUGAAUGUAGCCGACGUGACAGCCGAAGGGUUGUGCAAGCUCGAGGCAGGUGGCCAAGACACGCGAGGCCGAAAGUUCGCCGACAUACUGCGCCAGCUGGCAUUUUCUGUGGGUUAUUCAGGAUUGAAGGGGGGGCUAAGCUGUAAAGCGGCGUAA